Messenger RNA from Cinara cedri, 27087 nucleotides. The record is from the annotation of a GenBank genome assembly. Lineage: Eukaryota; Metazoa; Arthropoda; Insecta; Hemiptera; Aphididae.
GAGACGCCUGGUUAUAUUAUGUGCGCGCUCGUACCGAUGUCGUGUCCACCGUAUCGUAGUCGUACAGUUUGAUGCAAUGGGGUACCUAAGGUUGUAAUAUUGUUUAUGCUAGGUACCUAUAAAUACGAUUUCGCGUUGGUUUUGUUUCGAUUAUUUCUUAUUCUCUCUACCUAUACCGCUCGUUAAUAAAUCGUUAUCGCGCGCUCCAGUGUACGGCCGCUAUUACCUACCUACCUACCUACUUAACCAACAAUAAUAAUAUUGCACAGUUCAGUUAACAACGACGACGACCGGUUUUCGAGAGAAAGAAACAAAAUAAUAUACACAAUAUUAUUAUAAUAAUAAAAAUAACAAUAUAUAUAUACAGAAGAAAAAACCAUCGUCUGUGACGGCCGUAAUGCGAUAUUAGGCCUCUCGGGUCGGUGCAGUCGCGGUGCCCAGUGGUUAUCGCCUGAUCAAAAGUGUAUAACGAAAUAAUAAUAUUAAAAUACCUACGCUUAUUUAUUAUACGUGCCCGUGUACGCCCAAGACCCGCGUUCCGAGUCGUCCAUCGCAAUAUUUUUAGUAGCUGCCUGCAAUAAUAGUUUUUUAAACGCGUGCGAGUACCCAACGGGCUGUGAAUAGCGCGAACUUAUUGAUAUUUAUUUCAUUCCUCGUUGUUCCUACAACAAUAUCGAACAUACUAUUACACUUGCCUGUUAACUCGUACUUACCCGUUGUUUAUUUUCUUCCCCGAAUCCGUUUCAACCAUCCGCGAAAUUAUACCCGGCUACGAGCCUACAACAGUCGGUCAACUACAGUAGUCGCGGUACGUCAGUCAGUGAUUUUGACAAUUCGUAUACCUGGCCACACCUGAGUGUACCAUCUGUUAAUCCGGUAAGAAAACUAUGAUACAUAUUUAUUUGAUUCCUUUAUCAAUAUAGGUAGACUUUUCACAACUAUUCAUAAUUAAAAUUAAUUAUAGUUUAUUAAAAUUCAGUGGCGGUGCAAAGUGUUUUUCACUUUGAAUCACCAAUUUAAUUUUCUAUCCACCUACAUCCAUCAAACUACCAGGUUUCCAUGGGGGGCCUUAUUGAAGCUCAUAAAAGUUCCGCAGCACCAUACUUUUAAUAAUUUUUCUCAUGUGCAUACAUUGUAUAUAAAUACUGGUGUAUCUGUCCAGAAAACGCUUACUUACUUAAAACCCAUGCGUUUUGUUACCAAAGAUUGUAAUGAAUUUUGCAAAACCAUAAUAAUUAUUUUGUUAUAUUAUUUCUGGACACCCAAUUACCCAAGCAUCCGCGUCUCGCCCACCCAUUUUUUCUUUUUAAUCGCGUGAUUCAAAUCUCUUCACGCCGCCACUGUAUUAUGUAAUGGGUACCAAAUACAAAUAUAGGUACUGUUUUAUGACUAUUUAUUAAUAAACGCACGCGCCCGCCGAUGCCACUUAUCUAAUCUCGUCCAACUAAGAGGUGGGGCGAUGAAAGCGAUUACUCACUCGUUCGCUCCCUAAUAUACUCUAUUUUUUUUUUUUUAUACUAUUUGAUUUAAAUCACACGCGUAUGAUUUUACAUGCAUACGUUGUAUACGUUUUAAAAAUCGCCCCUCCCUACUCCCCGUUAUAUUGUCCUGGAUCCGCCCCUGCGGUCGACACAAUAAUUCGUCGUAUGGUGUCUGUUUUCAGAAAAGUUUCCCGCACUUUAAAAUAUUAGUUAAAAAAAAUGCGUCUUUGUAUCACACCCAUUCCGUAUUUUAGCAUUAAUUAUUCGUGAAGAAAUUUAACAUAUCUCAGAAUUUAGUUGGUCCAAGUAAUGUUUAUAUGUACCUAUGAUGCCUAUGACCUACCUACUUAUUAUUGUAGUUUUAGUGUUUACAUAUUUUGUUAAAUAUAAUAAUCGUCUAUAUAAAAUAGUGGUGUCUAUAACUACGUGCGAAUUAUUUCACGAUUUUCAAAAACGAUUAGACUAGGUUAGGUUAUUCAUUUAAACAAUAAAUAAACAUUCGCCCUAGUAGGUAUAUAUCUCCGAAUUAUAUUUCAAUAAAUUCAAAGGUAGUCAUACCCAUUGACGUAACGGGAUGGAGGGGGGGAGGGUUAAACGAAACUUCGCUGUUUUUCGACUCCAUACAAUAUGUAUAUUUAUAAAUCUAUAAAUGUCAUGUUUUAACAGUUUCGAGUAUUCGAACGAAAUGGUUUUCUAAUUUUAGAUUCCAAAUUUUGAGAGUAGAAUAUUGAGUUGGAUAACAGUUGGUUUUUUUUUUUCAUUUUUCUUACGAACAUUGUAUACAUAUCGAAGAGUGCUCGAUGCACUUCAAAAUGAAAACUGUAAAAUCAAAACUACAUGAAAAAUAUCCAAUCUAAAAAUCUCGCAAACCUAAAUCUACAUGACAUAAUAUUUCUAAAGAUUAUAAAUGCAUUAAAGAGUUUAGGUGUUUUUCAAAUCUAUUCGAGACAUUUUAAAGCGAUUAUAAAGUUUACAAUUUCUCUGAAAUAAAUACAAAUAAUAAUAAAACGAGUUGGUACUGGGGACGGGUGUGCCACUGUUGUAGGCGGGAAGUUGGGAAUGUAGGAUAUAUAAAAUUAUUUAAUUUCUAUCUGUAUGAAGUUCGAUUAAAUACAUUUAAAUAUAGUAAAUAAAUAUAUAAAUAAAAAAUGUGUAUAAAAAAUAAAUAAGUGAAUAAAUGCGUCGCCUGGAGUAUUAUGAUAAGUGUAUUGUACGACCGGUUGUACCCGAUGAUGAAUUUUAAAUUCGAAACCGGUCGUAUAAUACACUUAUCAGUUAUCUUAAUACUCCAGGCGACACAUUUAUUCAAUUAUUUAUUUUUUAUAUUAAUUUAUACAUUUUUGAUUUAUAUAUUCAUUUACGAGUAUUAACCAUUUUAAUAAUUUUGUUUUUACUUUAUUAAUUUAUUAUUAGACACAUUUUCUGAAAUGCUGUAAUAUUUACGAUUUCCGUCAAAAUUUGAUAUUAAAAUUCUUAUAUAAAAAAAAAAAAACUAGGUAAAUAUUCAAUUUUUAGAUUCUGAGAGUUUUUUUUUUUUUUGUUCCACUAUGUACGAACUAUAGUGAAUCUCCAUUAUUUUCAAUAAUAUUCAAACAUUUCUGUCUUAACAAUUGUACCCGUCACAGAGUACCUACCAAAUAAAAAUUACGUAAAAAAUGUCUAUAAGUAGCUCAAUAAUGGCUUGAAUUUUUUUGAUCAUUUUACCGCGUAUAGAAAAGGCAAAUUUAAGUUUUCUGUCAAAAUGUCAAGCCUCUACAAAGACUUUUAUCUGAAUUAUACAACAAAAAAACAAAAUUGAAAAAAAUAAAAGAACUAUUUUCGUUAACUUACCCGUUCUUUCUACGUUUUCUGGUUUUGCCUAAUAAUAAUAAUAAUUAAAAAAAAAAAUCUAAUAGGAAAAUCAAAAACUACUUUUAUGAUCACCAACUAGAUUAAAAAUGCAACACAAAUGGUCAAUUGUCGUUUUUCUAUUGGAGCAAUUUUUUUGGUAAAAUAUAUAGUUUGCAAAAAUUAAAAACAAUAAAAUCGUGAACACCGCGGUACGCUGUAAAUAUUUUCAGUUAUAUACCUACAAUUUUAUUCUUCGGUUUUUCCCAAUUAUUUUGAAAAUCCAUUUGUAAAUCAAAAAAAUUCCCUUUUUAAUGCAACAAUUAAAUAAAAUUUCCUUUCAGUAAAUAUGUUACAAUAUGUACAUCAGAGCAAGAUUUCUUUUCUAAAAGUUGUUUACAGACAGAAGAAAAAAGUUUUAAAAUAAAUACACAACCAUGCUGCGCUUUAAAUCCAAAAUAGUGAACAGUAAAAUAUACGUCUCGCUAAUAAUUUAUUUGGAAAUCAUUUUGAUCCUAUUAUUGUAAGUAGGACGUAUUCAAACAAGAAAAAUUGUUUUAUGAAAAGAAGUAUUACCUAUACCAUGUAGCGGGUUAGAGAGGGAAGUGAAAGGGACGAUUGCCACUCUCGUUCUCUCUUCAUUAUACUCUUAGCCCCAUUACACUCUUCAUAACUCGAUCCUUUAUUGAGGUCAUCAUAAACUAAUAUUAAGGUGAAUAUUAUAUCAUCUUCCAUCUUAUAUGAAUUUUCAAAUUACCUCUUCCCCCCAUAUCGUAUCUUGGAUCUGUAUCUGCACCUACCUAUUAAGUAUUGAAAUUCUCAAAAACUUAACGAAUUAAUAUUAAAAUACUUAUUGUAAUUACUAAUAUGUAAGUUAUAGAUAUAAGUAUUAAAAGUAUUUAAUAUUUAUCUUGAUUAUUUAUUUUCAUAUCUGGAAUAGGUCACCCAGACACUGGGAAAUCUCUCGGUAAGCCGUGGUGAAAAUAUACGUUAGGCAAAUCUGGUAAGGUCAGAUGAGGUAAUUAAAUAACUGGAUAUGUGACUCUUCGAAUUUAAUGCAACACAAAAUAUUGUUCUGUUAAAAGCUGUAAAACAGGGGCGUCUCCAAAUCAUAGACGUAUGAUGCGGAGAAGGCUAAGGAUGUUAUAGCUUCCGGAAUUUCCUCUAAUCCCCUCAACACUUCUUAUAGCUUCCCUGAAAAUGAGGAUGCAUUAAAAGGUUUUCUAGCUAUCCUUUUUUUUUUUUUUUUUUUUUUUUGCAAAAAUGUACAAAAUAAGUGCAGUUUAGUUCCUCGCAUCCUACGCCUACGCUCUAACCUUGUCUAUGGUGGGGGUGAAAUAAUUAAACAUGUAAUAUGAAUGUACACAAUAUUCAGAUACAGAUGGUUAAACCAUUUUUUUAAUCUUUUAAAAUUUAGAAUCUCUCCCCUCAAGACAUAUUUGUGUUACAAAAAUGUUUCGUGAUUAAAAAUAAAUCAUUAUAGUAGGUACUGUAGAUAUAUAUGGUAUAAACAUUAAUAUUUUUUUUAAAUUUACUAUAGUAUAAAAUCUUUAUCUAAUUGUUUCUCUAACCAUGAUGUAAUCGAACCCCUGUUUUUCUGUUUGUUCUCGUUCAUUAUUCGUAAUUAUUACGAACUUUAUUCCAACUGAAACCUUACUUAAUCAUGGCCGUUCUCACCAACGUUAAAAAUUGAUGUUUAUGUUGAUGAAAACGGGUCUUAAUUAGAAACUAAACUAAACUAAUAUAACCUAUAAAAUAUUUGAACUUAAUAUACACACAUUUUAUUAACUUACCAUUCGAUGGUAAUGUAUGAUUAUACUUACUUCUACUUCUAGAACAAUGAUUAUGCCAAGUACCAAUCUAAGUUCACUUCUCGGGGGGGGAUUGCUCCAUCAAAAUAAUUCAAAAUAAAUUCACAUAUGUAACAUAAUUUAUAACAGAUUAUUUUUAAGCAUAUAUUAUAUAUUACAUAUAUAAAAUUAAUAACUUAAAAAUACAUUUCAAUAAGUUUAAUCUUCGUUUUAAUAGUCGAUUGGAUUUUUUAUGAUAAUAUACCUAUAAUAAAAUAAAUGUAUGCAACUAAGUGUGUCAUAAUGAUUAUGUGCCAAAACUGAUUUAUAAUAAGCAUUUGAUGACUACAAGUGAUAGUAAAAGUAAAAAGUAAAAGUUGAAGCUUUUAAUUUGAAUUUGCUUCAUAAAAGUUAUACAAACCAAUAUAAAUAGUUUUUUUUAAAUUAAAUUCGUUUAGUUUUUUAAAAUAUAACUUAAAUACCUACCGAUUAAAUAAGAUUAUGUAACUUAGACAUUUAACUUUAAUUUUCUGGAAUAUUUCGCCAACUUAUACAAAUUUAUCUAACGGUAUAUUUUUUUCUUUAAAAUUGUUUUUGUAUUAGCCAAUUAAAUUUUCUUAAAAAGUUUGUAGAGUUUUUUGCUCGGCUUUUAUUAAUUUAACUCUAUCAAUUUUUACGAGUUUCGUGAUUCGCAGUUCUAUUUAUUGGCAUAAUAUAUAAAAUAUAGUUGCAUCAAGUGUGUUAAAUCAAUGUUGGUAACUUAUUGAAGUUUUUAGAUAAUUAUUUUAAUUAUAAUGAUGCGAUUACCUGAUUAUUGGAAAUUAAGUAGACCAACUGCCCGUAUAAUAAUUAAUUUUCAAUGUAUAGUUAAAAAGUGUAGGGUAGGUACGCAUUUUUAUUUUUUAUUGUCAAAUACUUAAAAAUUAAAUAACACCUAAUUAUUAAAAAUACAUUGCCAAUGAAAUACCUAGGUACAUGUUUAAUUCAAUGCAACAUUAUUACGCAAUACAUUUAGAAAAAUAAAAUAAAUAACCAAGUAUUUUCAUUGUUCCUUAAUGAUAUCACGGCUGAUAUACUCGUAUACUAUGUUAGUAGAUAGGUAAUAACUUGAAUCAUAACAUGGUUGUUUUAUCCCUAUAGUAUAAACGGUCAGUUUAUUAAUACUGUUAAGUAUUAAUAAGAAUAAAUUAUCAAUGUUAGACUAUUAACUAAGUUAGCACCUAUAUAGUAACAACCAUAAUAAACAAAAUAUGACGUCUUUUUGAGCGGGUCAAAAUUAUAUCUACAUAUUUUUUUUUAUUAACCUGAUAAAUAAUAUACAAUUAUCUAUAACGAUAACAGUUCAAUUAAUCCGUACAAAUGUGGUCAAUAAUAGAAGACCUUUACUAGUCAUAUUAUAUAGUCUACAUCUCUAUCAGCAAGUGUGAAUACAACUAAUAUCAGUAAAACGAGGACUAUUUAUAGAUUUGAUCAAAUUACACCUAUUCUAUUUUUUAUACUAAUAAUAAAUAAUAAAAUAUGCUUAAAAAUACGUUCAACUGUAAUAACAAUAUUUUUGACAUUUUCAGACUACUCCAUUAAAACGACAAACCCCCUAAACUACAACUAAACUAUUUAAGUAAUUAUUAAUUAAUAUGUCAACCUUAUAAUACAUUUUCCUAUGUAUUUUUUUUAUAUUAUAACAUAAUAUUUAAUAUAUGUAUACAAUUUUUAUAUUUUCUUAAUAGUUAUAGUCUGAUAAAUAUUCUCUUAAAACAUAUGAUAUUAAUAUUCUGUUAAAAAUUAGAAAACAUACAAAAAUAAUUCAUUGUUCAUCAAUAUAAUAUGCUUUGUAAUAUGUAUUUUUUUUAUUUUUCACUUUAUCAAAAUAAUAAAAAAAAAAAUAUCUACCGUUAUGAUUGUUUAAAGAUUUAAAAAAUAUUUUUUUUAGAUAGGUUGGUACAUCAAAAUUAAAAUUAAUAUUAAUAAUAAUUUGAAAUUGCAAUCAUUUUUUUUUCUAAUAAUUUAUAAAAUAUACUAAAUAUGUUCUAAUCUUUAAAAUAUUCUGAAAUAUGAAAAAAAAAAUAACUUUCCUGUGAAAUGUAUGUUGAACGAAUCGUCCACAUGUUUUACUCUCAUAAGAUUGCAUACACUCAAUCACAAUAUUAUGUACAAACACAAUCAUCCGGCCUCUAAUUAUAGUUUUUAUGACAUCAUAAAAUCGCUAUGUUAAUUAAAAAUUAAAACCUAUAAAUUAAUUUGUCUCCUUAUUUUCGAAAUUUUAGAUCUAAUAUUUUUAGAUGCUUAAUGCCAAUAUUUCUAAACCUUUUGAUACAAAUAAAUCCGUUAUAUAUUCGUUCAAUAUAUUUAAACUGACAAUUAGGUGUAAUAUUUUUGAAUGUUAAACCCAUGUAAUAGUAUACAUUAUACAAUCAACAUAAUGAUACGUAGGCCUCCACGGGCUGACAACCCCUGGUUCCUGGCCCAGCCCUGUAUUUUAUUGGUGUGGAGAAGCCCGACUUCACCCAGAUUUUUUGACGGUGUAUAAAAACCUGAUCCGGCAUUGAUUUUUUCUUAUAAUUUUCGAAUAACUAUAUCACGCCAUUCGUAUCCCUCGUAGGACUUGUGGUAUUAGGUUAAAAAUAUAAAAAAAAUAUGUAAGAAACGGUCAGGAAAUUUUUGUUGAAAAUAGUCCAGCCCGGCCCUUGCAGGUCUUUAAAAUAUAUAGGUGUAGGUAUUAUUUGAUUAUUUCCAAAUUGGAAAUAUAAAAAAAAAAAAAUCAUAUUAUUAUUACGAUUAUUUAUUUACUACAUAUAAUACAUAAUAUUAUAUUAUCAUAUUAUCUUCUAGUUUUUUUUUUAUUAUUAAAUAUUAUAAGACGUAUAUAGCAAUAGUCAUCUGUAAUGCCAGUUAUAAUGUAUUAUUUUAUCGUCUGACCGUUGAUCUGAUCUAUGGUUACCGACGUCAUAAUAAUUUUAUUUUGUACAUUCAUUCAAUAUAAUACCUGUGUUUGUGAAUUUUAAUUGUGUAUUCAGAUCGUAAAUCUGCGAAUUUUCUAAUUAUAUAACCUUUAAUAAAUAUUUCAUUCUUAACCACAGAUUAAUAAUAAUGAUCCUUUCGAAUGAGAUACCAGUGAAAAUGUAUAAUUUAAAAUAUAUAAGUUAGCUUAGGUGGAGUUAAAAACCAAGCUAGUCAUUUUGCAUGAACUAUAUGCUCAGAAUUUUAAAUCAAUUACAAUUUUCUAUCAAUUAUUAAAUUACCUAAUUAAUUAAAUUAUAGUCGCUUACUCACUUAUACUAGAAAAAACAUGCCAUAGAAAUUCCAAAAGUGCCUAUAGAUAGUUGAUUUAGGGGGGGGGGGUAAAAGCUAAAGCACCAAACAUCCCGUGAGUUAAUCUUUUAUUUUGAUAUGUUAACAAAAUCGUAUUGUAUAGCUGGAUGUCAUCAUGAUUUUUGGAUUAUUCAUUAUUAGUUAUCUAUAGGUACCUAGUACAUACCAAGGCGAUUGCAGAAUACAAUAUAUACAUUUAUAAGUAAGUGCCUAAUGAAGAAUUAUUAGCAUUUAGCACCCACCAUAAAAAGUCCUAGAUCCACGUUUGUAGAUAUUUCCUACAACCUAAACAAAAUAUUUGAUGAGAACAUAUUUUAUUAAGGAUUUAUCGAUUUCGCCGGCUAUCGACUUAAUAUACAAUAAAUAUAAGAAAUAAAAUGGUUAGAAACCUUGAAAAUUGAAUUUUUUUAAUAAAUUAGAGAAGAAACUGAUCCACCUAUGAAGAAUUUUUGAAAAUUUUAUCCCUAAAAUAUGUAAAAUUACAAUGGGAUGAAAGCCAACGUUUGGGGACAGGAAGCACUAAAUUAGACCAAAAUAUACAAUGUAUACAUACACUAAACUAUAUAGAGAUAAAAACAGAUAAAAUCGCGAAUAAUACAGAUAGUAUUAUAUAAUAAUAUAUAAUAUUAAGUAGGUACUAUUUAUAUUUUAAAUCGUGUAACCAAUAAUAUUGAAUAAAAAUGAAACACAAUAAAACGAUUGGUAUUAAAAAAGCUUAUUAAAGUUAUAAACAUGAAAUUAUUGACUUAUUUUAAAUAUUAAGAUUAUUGUCUUAGGUAUUCUAUCAGCUAUAUUGGUAACUAUACAAAAAAAAUUUGUAAAAAUCUCUAAAGCUGUCAGUGUAGCUUAUAGCUUUUUAAAAUAUUCUAAAUUUUGACGUUUUUUCCCUAACAAGGAAAAUCAUAAAAUUACCAAACAUCGUGUAAAUCAUCAUAAAAUAACAUGUAGGAAAAUUUCGUUUUAAACUUUUUUUUUAUAGUAUAUCAUUUUCGUGUCCAAGAAUGUUUUUAAUCGUUUUAUAGAAGUUUUAGUAUCCCAUUUUAAUAUUUGAAAUCAAGCCAAUUGAUUUACUUUUUUUUUAGAGUUCCGGGGGAAUUUCAUAGAGUACAAUAUUAAAUAUUGUUAAUAAUUUUAAAUAAAGAGAAAUAUUAUCAUUUGUAGGAGGGAUGUAAUGUUUUCAACUCGGAAGACAUUUUCGUGUUGCAUGUUUUUAUCCCCUGCUUACAUUACUUACGUAUUAUAAGUCCGUUUCAUAAUAUACUUGUAAAUUAUAUACAAUUUACUAAAUUAAUAAAUAAAUAAGUAAAAUAAUUAAUUAAAUUGCCUCCCUCCCUGAGUAUUUUUUUAGAACAUAAUAUAUAUUGUGUUAUACAAUAUUUACUUUUAGAUAUUAGGUAGGUACUUAGGUGUACCUACACAGAAAAUGUUUUUAAUAAUUAUUGUAUGUGCUCUAAAUCAAUACAGUUUAGUAAUAUAAACUAUUGUCUGAAAUAUUAUAAUGCCGAUACUUAAUUGUUAAUUGCACUUAAAAAUAACUAUCAGACACUAUUUAAAGUCGUACGAUAAUAAUAAUAAUAUUAAUAUAAUAUUAAUAAUAACAUAAGAAGGUGGAUUUUUAAUAAGGAAUUUCUGUGUAGGUAGUACCUAUUUAGAAAAAAAAAACCAAAUCAAUUAGAUUAAACUUUGUACAGACUCUAUAAAAUAUAAUUUUUAUACUAUAUUGUAAUAUUGCACAUUAUUCUUAUGACGUCGUGUUGGUCAAGUAUAUUGUAAUAAUAAUUAAAGACCAGAUUUAAUUGAUAUUACAACUUUUUUUACAAUAAAGAUAAAUGAGAUCCGAUUAAAUAUAUAGCCGAUAUAUACUAAAAAUAUUCUGCCUAUUUUAUUUUAUAAUGCAAUUUUUUCAAUUUUCAACGUUUUUGCAAUUUUCCCACGUUUUUAAAUCACAGGCGUUUAUCAUUCGUCUAGAAUUGUCUAGAAACUUGGAGAGCCCAGCGAGCGAUAAGCGUCUAUUUAUAUAUGGUGGCACUAUCGAAAUAAAUAAAUGCAAAAAAAAAUGCCGGAUGUACCUUUACCACCCGAACCUAUUAUUACAAGAUGGGGAACAUAGUUAAAUGCUGCACUUUUCUAUGCAAAUAAUUUUGAAAAGUUUAAAAACCUGAUGGAAAGUUUAACAGAUGAUGCUAUACAAGUGUCGACAAGCUUAAACAGCUUGCACAAAAUAAUGCAGUCAAAUGAAGUUUAGCCUGCAUAAAAUUACACUUAACCCAGGCAUCCAUAAAUAUUAAAAAUUUGGAAGAAUCAAAUAAUGAACUACUGAAAAGCAUGGAUAUUUUUAGAAAAUUUGAAGAUAUUUUAACAAAUAUUCCUGGUCCAAAUGGGGAAAAACUUAAAUAAAAACGUAUGUAUGUAAUUUAAAAAAAUGAAGGGUAUAAAACUUUAUAGUCUUACUAUGAUGUCAUGUCAGGUAAAGCAAAUGUUAAUUUAGAUAAUACUUUAUUAAGUUGUUUUAAAUAUCCACCAAUAGCUAGCGUAGUCGUAGAACAUAGUUUUUCUUUGUACAAAUAUAUUUUAAGUAAUAAAAUAUUUAAUUUUAAUGAAAAUAAUAUAGAAAUGUAUAUAAUUAAAAAAAGUAAUAUUUAUUUAAUUAUUUUUAUAUAAAUUUUGCUUUUUUAUAGUGCAAUUUAUUAUGCAAUUUGUGUGUGUUUUAAAUGCAAUUAAAUCCGGUCUUUAGUAAUGAUAUUAUAUUGUUAUUUUUGCUGUCGUAUAAAUCCUAUACGUAGGUAGAUAUUAUGUAUUAUACAGCUAAACGUAGAAAAACAUAAUUUUAACAUUCUCAUAUUUUCUUAUCUGUAUGUAUAGUAUAUAAUAUUAUUAUAUACCUACCUAAUAUAUUAUAGUAUACAAUAUGUAAAAACUAUAAAAUAUUACUAAUAGCUAUAUUUUUAUUAUUAUUAUUAUUAUUAGGGGUCAAUAUAUUAAUUAGCUUUACCGCAGCAGUAUGUUUGUUUCAACUCUCACUAUGUAUACCUAUUAUAUAUUAUUAUCAGCAUAGUAUAGGUCUGUUUUUUUUCUUUUUGCCUCGGUGACCGUUAGACGCCAUUUCGCUCGUUUUACGUUUAGUGAUUAAUCUGUUCGGGUUGUAUGGUGCUGUUGAACGUUUUUCUUCUCAUCGUACUGCUGCUACAGUCUUAUAGUGUCGUUGUGUUAUAGUUGUUCUCUGUUCUUACGUGCUUGACGUGUUUUUAAAUUAACAAGUUCGUUUUGCAUGAAUAAUCUGCAGGUAUAAUUUAUUGACGAAAAAUAUAUUUUAAUAAUAUGUAGGUAAAAAACGUUUUUUUUUUUUUUUAACUAUUAUAGUACCAUUGGUCCCAGAUAAAAAGAACUUUUUAAACUUUUUAACUAAAUCAAUUUUGUACACUUUUCUUUUUUAGCAAAUAAAAAAAAUGUAAUAUUUUUAAAAAUACAUAUACUUGUUAAUAAACUAAUGCUCACAUUUUUUAAAUAAAUUCACUAGUGCAAUUUAGACCAGAAAAUAGAGAGAUAAAAAAUUAUGGUUUGACACAUAUCCUUGAGAACAAAGAUAUAAAAUUACCUUAUUAUAUUAUUAUUCUCUUUUCGGCCUAAACAAAAAAUGUAUUAGUUAAAAUACCUAAUUAAUUACUAAUUAGCCUAGUUAUAAUAAUAUGAUAUAUACCAUAUAUUGUAUUAUUGACAAAGCUACACUAUCAACUGAAUUCCGCUCAGAAUUGUUUUUCGUUAACAAUGGUUUAUCGUUGCUUACAGAUAUACAUUAAAUUCCCGUCUGAUCCUAUCUUCCCAACUUCCCACCUACAACAGUGGCUGCACCCUCAUGUGUAUAUCCAUCCUUUUAUGUCCUUUUUUAUAAUUUUUGACUACUAAGUACAUACAACAUAUAAUGAAUCUUCUAUUAAAUUUUCAAGUAUUUCUGUUUGUCAAACAAUGAUAUUCACGUAUAAUACCUAACAAAUAAAAACUACUUGAAAAAUUCACAAACAUAAAAUUCCUACAAGUAGUUCAAAAAUCUCUGAAACAUUUUUAAAAUUUUAUCUCGUAUAGAAAAGAUAAAUAUAAGAUUUCUACCGAAAUUUUAAGUCUAAGAAUAUUUUUAACUGAAUUACAACAAAAAACAAAUUAUGAAACCAUUACUUCCGUAAACUUUACCACUUUUCUCUACCUUUUUUUCCGGUUUUGCUCAAUUAUUAAGAAUACUACAAUCAAAAAACGACUUACUUACUUACAUCAAAUAAAUAAAAAAUGCAACAAAAAAGGUCUCCUAUUGUUUUUCGAUUGGAGCAAUAUUUCUAGUAGAAAACAUAGUGCGUACAAAUUAAAAACAAUGAAGUUGGUAACGCUGUGGAUAGGCCAUAAUUUUCCAGAAUGAUAAAAUAUCGGGAUUUAAAAUUCCGGAACGUAAAAUCAUAAAUCUCGAUAAUCCAGAACAUAAUAUUUCGGAAUCUACAACUUAAAAAUCCGGAGUAUAAUAAGUCCUAAAUUUAAUAUUCUAUACUGUAAAUUUCCGGAACAUAAUUCGGAAUGUUCGUAAUUAAGUAAAACCAAUGGACAAUGGUUCUAAAAUGGUAACCUCCAGUAUUUUCAAUAUAUAUAUAUAAGCAUAUGGCUUCGGCAUAAUUAAAUAAAUAAAUAAACAAAACACGAUAAAUAAAUAGAUAAAUAGAUAAAUAAAUAAAUAAUAAUAGCAAUAAUAAAUAAGUAAUAAGUAAAUAGGUAAAUAAACAAAAACGGUGACUAGAAACUAAAGACUAAGAAUUUGGUAACUAUUGGGUUAAGUUGUCUCAUAGGCGAAUAAUCAGAUUUUCCAGCCAUUUAAUCGCGUUUGCACUGCCUUCAUGUAUACCUCUCAAACCCCCAUCGUAUUUAGUUAAAGGGCAUGUCUCAACUAUAUGCUUCGUUGUUUGGAUAUUUCCACAGCUACAAAGAGGUGACUCACUCAUGCCCCAAUUAUGGAGUAAAUAAUUGCAACUACCAUUAGCAGUUCUUAUUCUAUUUAUUGUAGUCCAUAAUGAUCGUGGAAAGUCAAAUCCUGAGAGUUUCUGGGUAGGAUCUACUACUAACUCAGCAUNGUUGAUAAAUGUCCUCGUAUACUGGGAGGUUUGGGUUUUUUUUAAUUUUAUUUAACAAGGAGUGGGUCGCUGCUUUUCUUCUCAGGUCAGCAGGAGCAAUGUUUGCAAGAGCAGGGAGCCAUUGUAUUUGAGUACUUUUUACCGUUCCUGAGAUAAUUCUAAUGGUAUGGUUUAACUGCGUGUCGAUUUUUUUACUGUGAGUGUUCCUUGUCCAAGCUGGCGCACAGUACUCUACUGCACUAUACACGAGCGCCAUGGCUGAGGUGCGUAAAUCAUUUGCUUUACAACCCCAGGUUGUACCUGCUAGUUUUGAUAUUAUGUUAUUCCGCGUUUUUAAUUUAUUUUUUAGACCUUCCAGGUGAGGUUUGAAAGUAAGGGCUCUGUCCAACUUUACUCCUAGGUAUCUGGGGAAGUCUUCAUUUGAUAUAACUUCCCCAUUCACAUUUACCAUGAUUUUAUAAUUUGCUAGUAUUUUCAAUUAUAUUUCGUCAAUAUCAAAUUUUUUCGGUCGGCCUUUUCUUUUUGCCUGACCCCCUAGAUCCAAUGCAAUUGUCUUUUCUAACUAUUUUGCCUGCUUUCCCAAAUUUUCCAUCAACCUCUAUUCUUCUUUUACGUUUUACACGUUUAUUUUCUAGAAACCAUUGAUAUUUUUUCGGAAAAAUACAGUCUGGAUUCUUAUGCUUCGGGAUUUUCCAAAAUUCAACAAAAAGUUCUCUUAUAAUUUUUCAAUUGUAACAAAAAAAAUAAAAAAACACUUAGUAAAACCAAUACCUCCCAAAGGCUCCACUCCGAAUCUAAAAUUGAGUCGAAAACUAAAACAAAUAAUAUAAUGCGUUAAAAGAUUGGGUUGAAAAUUUUGGUUUAAACUUUAAUAUUAAUAAAUGUUACUCUAUGUAAAUUUCGUUUUCAUUUGGAAUUUAUUUACUCAUUGUGUGACACUUAUCUUGGUAAUGGAGGUACAAAGGUCAAUGAUCUUGAGUUAUUUAUGAUUGUAAUUUGAGUUUUCCUAUCUAUUAUAUUGGUGGUACCUGCUUUAAAGCUUUAAAAGCCCUUGGAUUUCUUAAACGGGUUUUAAUGAAUUGAAAUUGCUUACCUCCUUCUACUAAAAGCCUUUAUACAUUAGUUAGAUAGAUUUUAGAGUUUUCUAUUGUUAUUUGGGAUCCGCAUACUGUUAGUGAUAUGUUUAAACUUAAAAGAGUUCAACGAAAGUUUUUAAAUUAUGUAGACUACUUGUUAAAAAUUGAACAUGGAUCUCAUAAUGAUUAUGAGCUGGUGUCAAAUAGAUUAUGUUUACAGUGUUUAAUUGAUAGGAGAGUAUUAAUGAACAAGGUAUUUCCUACGUAAAGUUUAUAGAUUGGUCGAUUGAUUGUCCUGUGUUACUUUUAAAGGUUAAUUUUAAAGUUUCUUGUUUCAAGAUUCGUUCUCCUUAUCCUUUUUUUUUGCCACUGUGUAUGUCAACUUAUUCCCGUGACCGACCAAUUCAUCAAAUGAUGCGUAUUGCCAAACCCAUCUGCUAUAUUUUGUUAACCAUAUUGUAUUGCUAUUCUGUGUUAUCUGGGCGUAUUCAAUUGUAUGUUUAAUUUAUGCAAAUAUUGUACUUCGGGCCGUGGCCCGUAUUAAAAUAAAAUGUUAUUAGUAUUAUCUUUUGUCCGAUCUUAAAUAGUUGGGACAAAGGCGUAGGAGAAGAAGAAUAAGUAUGACCUAUCAAGUUUUAAAUUUAUUUCGAUCUUGAAAAAAAAUUUAAUAUUGUGUACCUAAUAUGAAUUUUAUAAUAUGUUUUUCAGCGCGUGUGUUUAAAAAACUCAAUGUUACCUAUAGAUAAAAUUACCUACACCGGUAUAAAUUAAAAGUAUGUAUUUUAUUUUAUUAUUUUGGAGAAAUAUACUUUUAACUUAUCGGCUAAACCAUUUAAAUUUAAAUUGAUUAAUUUCAUUACCUACGUUUAAAACAUUAGGUACCUAUAUUGAAUGUUUUUUUUCUUCUAAAAGCGCAUUACGAUAUUAUUAAUACUUAAGUACUUAAGUAACAUUUAAUUAUUAUCAUCUAUUAAACAUUUUUUCGGUAAAAUGUAUAAGAAUAUUUACUAUCCAUUCGGUGGACAAAUUGUGUAAGUGUACCUACCUAUAUCAUACUAUCAUAUUAUGAAAAUAUGAAAAUAACCUUAAACGAUCCCGUGUCCUAUAGUUGCAAUACUAUUAUCUAUUCAGAAUAACAAUGAACUUUGAACCACUUGCUUAUAUUUUGAUAAUUUAUAACCUGCGGAGACCUAUAUAUUAUGUACAUAUUAACCGCGAUUAUUUAUUUCGUUAUAUUAAUAGGUGCAUUAUUAUAUUUAUCAUUAUAUAGAUAACGGUUUGCCGUGUGUACAUACCUAAAUACAUAUUUGUAUACAAUUUUUAAUAAGUAAUAUUAUAAUAUUAUAUUUAUUCAUAUUUCUAUAUUUAUGGUUGAUAUGAGGCGUCGACGAUGAGGGAAACGGCUAUUAGUGUUUUUUUUUUAGUUUAAAGCACAUUAAAUUUGUUGACUAAUUUUAUUAUAAACCUACGUGAUUAAUUAAUUUAUUGUGCAUAAUAUUGUGUUUAUUUUUUUCAUUUUCCAUUACAUAAUAUUCAUUUUCACGUAUUAUCAAUAUUAUUAGGCAUAUUAAUAUUUACUUGUAUAUUAUUUCGUUGGAUAUUAGGUACCCCGUUACUAGUAUAAGUAAGGUAUACAAAUAUUAUAUUUUGUAAUAUUUCAUCAUUUGCAUGGCGGGUAAUUCUGAUUAUAUUCAAUUUUACUUUUAUGUAUUUGUAAAGUCUUGUAUUAUUAUAUUUUAUUGGCAACAUAAAUGUUUGUCUGAUGUUGUUUGCCAACUGCAAUAAUUAUGUUGCCAAAGGCUAACACUUGCUCUUGAACUAGGUCCGACUGUCACUAUUCUAGGGUACUAACUAUACAGAUCUCGAUAAACGAUAUAUUAGGUACCUACUUAUAAUGAACGUAUUAUUUGCCCAUCGUUUCGCAAUUUAAUUUGACGUAAUAACAUUAAUUUUGUUUUUCCAGACGCGGCCAUCGUCAUGACUAAAGAUCACGCGAGUAAACGUUUUUAUCGUGUAGAUAGUAAUUAUGAUUUUACUGCGUUUAUGGACCGGGGACAAUCAGCUUCGUACGAAAACCGAUGGGUUUUCGAAACAGCUUGGGAAGUUUGCAACAAAGGUUUGUUUGUAAAUACCUACUUUUAUAAUAUUAUAUCUACUUAUUUGAAUAAUUUAAAUACUUAAUACUAAUAAUGCAGUUGACUACAAUAAUUAUAAGAUGAUCGGACGAUUAUUUAUUUACGUAUUUUUUUUGUAUUAAUAUAUAAGAGGGUACCUACCUGCUGAAUUUGUCUAACUCAUCGAUUUUAUCAUGUACAGGGUAAUGAAUCUAUCGUAAGACACUCGUUAUCUCGGAAAGUAUUAAUUUUUUCUGGAAUUUGUUUUCUAAAAUAUUUAAGAAACAAGCUGUUUUAUAAUUUUAUACAUGUUAUUUUUUUGUCACCCUUAUUUUUGGGGGUAAAACCACUACCUACUUUUGAUUUUCAAAUGGCAACUUAUAUUAAAAAUUCUUUAAAUGGAUAAAGUAUUAGUUAAAAUAUAUUUUGAUGUUGACCUGUUUGAUUUCCGUCAAUCCAUUAACGAGAUUUUCCACUGUUAGGAGGAGAAUAGUGGCGACUCAUUUGUGUGGCGGUACGGCGCGCGGUCUUAAUAAUACUCCACCACUCUCCCCCAACCCAAACUUAAAAGUGGAAAAUCUUGUUAAUAGAUUUACCGAAAUCAAAAAUGUCAACCCUUAAAUUUAUUUUAAAUAAUAUUCCAUCUAUUUAUGGAAUUUUUAAUAUAGGUCGUUAGUUAAAAAUAGGUAAUACUUUUACCCCUAAAAAUAUAGAUGACAAAAAAUAACAUAAAUAUAAAAUUUUAGAGCAGCUUGUUUCUUAAAUAUUCUAGAAAACAAAUUCCGAAAAAAGUUAAUACUUUCCGAGAUAACUAGUGUCUUACGAUCACGGUUAUAAAGAACAGGUUAUGCAACGCGGGCUGAAUGGGCGGUCAGAACUCGUUACGGCGUAGUUUCAUUAACUGUCGAACACUACUAGCCAGACGUGUUAAAUUUCAUAUUAUAAUGAAUUUAUCUGUAUAAUGUAUCACAGUCUGGGAACAAUUUCACUUAAGUUACCAAAUUAUCACUUGAAGUCCGCAGUUGUCCGUAUUUAUAAAUAUUUUUUUAGGAACAUAAGUAUUUGAAUGAAUGUAUACAUAAAUUUGAAACUAAUGUUUCUUGAGGUUUUUUUUUACAACCAGCUUAAAAGUUUCAAUUUAUUUAAGUUUCAAAGAAAAAAUGUUUGAAAAAAUUGUGUGAUAUUAUGUUCUAUUGCAGUGCAAUUAUAUCAUAGUUCGUAUCAAAUACUAUACUUUUUCUUCGUAUUUGUAUUUAAUUUUUAUUUAAAUAAUCUGUUAGAAAAAGAACAAAUACCAUUUAGAUAAGUACUGUGGUGGCUUGAACUUUUUUUUCCUAUGAAGUUACUACCUUAAAUUAGUAUAUGAAACUACGCCGUAACGAGUUGUGACCGUGCAGUCGUGUACAAAUCGUAUUACCGAUGACUAACCUGGUCUUUAUAAUUGUGCUUACGAUAGAUUGAUCACUCUGUAUACCUACUUAUAAUAAAAUUAUGUUCUGAUGGUGAAAGUCAAAUAAUCUUUUAUACAUUUGCUAUAAUGACAAAAAUCAAAAGUAGGAUGCAGAAGAGAUAUUAAACGAAUUUAAUGUAUUUUAUGGAGAUAAUUUGGUCUCCGGAUCAUUUUUGCUUUUUUUUUUGGGAAGGGUGUGGAAGAGCACAUAGUUUAAACACUAAUGAUUUUUCUAUGCUAUACUAAACAUAAUAAUAACUCUUGUAGAGUAUAUCGACUGUCCUUAAAUGUGUGUUAGGAGUUUUCUAUAAAUGUGUAAUAAUGUCUAUAUUUAGUUUUAUAUUUAGUUCCGAGCAGAGCGAGAAAUGUAUUGGUUUUAAAAUGAUAUUUAUUUUUUUUUAUCCGUGGACAACUUUUCUACCAACAAUUUCGAUUCAAUUUUCAAUUAUAACACUUUUUCUGAAAGAAAAUUUGAAUGGGGUGGUACAUUGAGUAGAUAACUUUUUGAUUCCCAAUAAAUGAGAAAAACAAAGGAAAAUGGAAAAAUAGGUACAAUAUUAAACAAAUAUUAUUAAAAAAAAUAUAUAAUAUAUUUGUAAUUAUUUUACCAUAAUAUGACCUAUAUGGCUGUUUUUUGUUUACAAAACAACACUAUUAACUGAACUCUGCUCAGAAUCAUUUUUCUUUAGCAAUGGUUAAUUGUUACAGUUAUACAUUAAGUUUCCCCUCUACCUUGCCAACUUUUCACCUACAACAGUGGCCCACCCAUUGUGCAAAAGUAUGUCCGUAUCUGUUUUAAUAUUUAUUUCAUAUUAUGAACGAAUUUCAGUCGGAGGGAUUUACACAGUUAUCAGAUCAAAAGCGUUUGUCUCUACUGAAGAAAUGGGAGAGCAAUAUUGUCUGUUGGGUCCAUAUAAAGAAAACUAUGCGAGAACGGCUGUCGAAGAAUUAGAAUUCGAAGAGGGAUCUCCAUAUCACACUGCAGUAACUGUACUGAGAGAUCAAGGAUUUAGGGUAUGCCAUAUCAAUACACGAUAUUAGUGGUGGAUUUUCAACAUUUUUCUGGUAGGGGUCCUGAAAAAUAAUAUGCAUUUUAAAGGUAUCUGUUAUUAGGUACCUCAUUUUAGAUGGCAUUUUAUUGAAAUUAAAUUUUUGUUUUGGGCCCCCACAAACACCUUGGACUCCCCCCUUAAAUCCGCCACUGCAUGAUAAUAUUUAUUUAUAAGGACGGGAGCCAGAAUUGUAAGAAUAUAGUAUAGGUAAUGCAUUCUAUAAGGAGAUUUUCUGUGUCCAGUUGGACACACAGUAAAAUCCAUUGAACACCCAGUAGUGGAGUAAGUUUUUGUUUACUGUGAAUACAUUAGUAAGUAUAUGGUAAAUAAUUGAAUUAGUAGAUUUAAUAAUAUUAUAUUUUUUAUAGGAAAUACUAUCACUGAUUCAAGGCCCAGAUUGAACCCACGAGCUACUAAAAAAAGUCUCAAAAUUAUACUUAUUUUUAAUUGAAUUAAUGUCAGUUUGAUCUAUUUUGUAUAGUUUUGAGCCGUGAAAAUCUUAAAACUUGGUGGGCUGCUACUUCCCUUAUCUGGUUCUAGUAGGGAAAGGGGUAACUGGGAAUAAUCUAAAAGUUAAGUUAAGGUGAAAUUCGGUCAAUCUGCUCAUGGAAAUUUAUUUUAAAGGGAGGAGGAUGGAUAAUAAACACAGUGUACUAUUCAUCAAUAAAUGUUUAGAAUUGUUUACAAUUUUUAUAAUAAAAGUAUUGCAGUGAUUUUAAUAUUUAAUAGUUGGGAUAAAACUUUCCAAAUUUGUCCAUUGAUGGUAAAAGGAAUUAUUUACUAAAAAUAAUAUAACAAUAAAAAAUAUUAUACUCUCUCAAAUUGUGUCCCUCAUUUACAUUUACAAGCAUUCAAAGAAAUAUGUACCUACAGAUUUUUGUAAAAAUUAAAUUGUGUGUUAACAUCUUAUCCAUGGGUGCAUAGAAAUCAAAGAUAUAUAUUUUUUUCGAUAUUUUGACAUGUUUACCUUAAUUUAAAAGCAAUCAAAACCAAAAUUCUGAUUUAAAUAAUGCAAAAUAUUAAACUGGAAAAAAUUCUCAAGUUAACCUCCCUAAAUGUUUGGCUUAAAUACCUUUAAAUGACACUGAAUAUUAGUAAAAUAACAACAUCAAAAUAAAUUUUAAAAAAAAUCGAAAGAGGAGAAUUCAAAAUAUUAUAUUAUUAUUUUAUUUUUUAUACUACCUAAUUAUUUUUAGUUUUAUGUAAUACUGAUGCGACUGCAUUCAAAUAUAUUAUUUACACUUAUAUAGAUUUCUGUACCAAUGACUCUUAUAAAAUACUUUGUUUAAUUCUGUUUAUUGUUAUGUUCUUCUUCUUCGUCUUCAUCCUAACUAUUUGAUGUCAGCCAUCCUAGUCCUAAACAUCCACUUGACCCAAUCUCACCUAGCAUACACUGACUUUUCUCAUAUCAUUUACUAUCACAUCAAAUCUCCUUCUUUUCAGUCUCUUCCCCUUUUUCCUCCUACAUCUAUUUUCAUUACAGUACUUGCUGUUUCAGAUUCCUAUUUCCCAUGAAAUGCCCAAACCAUCCAGUUUAUUUUUUUAAUUUUACUUAUUAUAGAAGCCACACCUAAGCCACCUCUUAUGUACUCUCAUUCUUAUCAUAUCUUUUCUCAUCUCUGCUACAUUCCAUUCACUGUUUUAUUUUUUUGUUUACUGCCUAAAACUUUAAAUCAUACAACAUAGUUUCACAACACUUUUAUAGAACUUUUAAUCUCAUUGGAAUUCUCUUGUCACAUAAAAAGCCUGAUGCUCCUCUCCUCAUUAUUAUAUAUGAUAUUCUCCUCCAAACAUUGUUCUUUUGUACAAAACAUCCUACCUAAAAACUCUCAACAUCACCACUUAUUGUCUUUAUUGUCCUGUUUCUCCAAACCCAUAAUGUUUUACUUAUGCUUAUCAUUAGUCCCUUUUCUUGUCAAGCUGUCAAUCUGGGGCAACCCUAUUUGUAGCCUCUUACAAGUAGAGAUACUGUGAGAGUACUAUGAUCCCCUCCCAUGUAAAGAGAAUAUUUAUUAUUAUAUUUUUUUUUGAUUUGAUAAUGUUUAAUAAUUAUCAUUUCGAAAAUUAGAACUGAGCAACUUGUAAUAUGAUAUCUUUAUUUUAUUAAUUGUAUGAUUGUACCUCCUAUACAGUCAUUAUAACCUUUAGACUAUAAUACUUACAUAUUAACUAUUAAGUAGGUACUUUUUUCUGUAUCAUAUCAAAUUAUAAUCUUAAUUAAAUAAAUAAAAACAGUUGUUGACAGGUCGGUGGUUAGUGGAUGGUAGUCCACAAGUUAUAUUAUUUGAUAUCGGUUCAGCAGCGUGGAAAUUAGACCAAUACAAACAAUCUUUGUGGGAUACUUGCAACAUAGGUAUUCCUCAUUUGGACAUAGAAGCUAACGAUGCUGUUAUUCUGGGAUAUUUAAUAUCAGAAUUCCUGUCAGAAGUAAGUACAGAUUGUAUAUUUAUGUUUGUCUGUUUAAGAGCAUAUGAAUUAUUAUGUGAUGCAUAUAAUUUUUUCAUUUAAAACAAAUUAUUUGUGAAUGAUUUUUCAAUUUUAUAAUUUUCCAUUGUGUAUUUUAAUAAUGAAACUCACUAACAAUACUCAUUGAUAUAAUGAUAUAAUGGUCACAGAUUUUUCAAUUUUCUAUAAAAAUAAUACCUCAUAAUUAUUAAUAUUGCUUUAAUUAAUGUUGAAAUACAUAAUAAUAUAGGAAAAUAAAUAUUUAGUUUAAAAUGCAACAACCCCUUAAUUGUUCAACUAUUUAAAUUUUGACCUCCUAAAAUGUAUAUAGGUAAUCAAGAGAACCUAACUGUACCUAUUUAAAAAGGAUUUAAUAUAUGCCUACCUAUAUUAUUUUCAGUUUCGUACAGCUGCUGCUGCUUAUGUAGACUCUACACCACUGGUUAUAGCUCAUUUUCAUGAAUGGCAGGCUGGAAUAGGAUUAAUAGCAUUACGCACCAAGAAAGAACCAAUAGCUACUGUAUUCACAACCCACGCCACGUUAUUGGGCCGUUAUCUUUGUGCCGGAAACACUGACUUCUACAACAAUUUGGAAAAAGUACUAGUAUUAUUAUUCUUUUUUUAACCUUUUACACAUGGUUUUUUGCAACCGUAUGUAUAAUCUUUCCCUAUAAUAUAUCUUUGCUGUCUUCUAUAAUAUUAUGCAUAUUGUAUAUAUAUAUAUACAUAUAAACAUACAUGAGUAGCAGAGCUCGAAUAUUCCUCAUUGACUUGUUACUGGUACAGUGUACAAUAUAUAUAUAUAUAUUUUUUUAUGAGUGUAGGGGUAUUUAAAAUUUUAUAUUUCUUGUGAAAAUACAAAAUUUGAGUAUACAAAUAAUUACGGAGGGUGUUGAAAGUCUGUAAGGUAUAUACAAAGUAUUGUUGGAUACGCAGCAAAAUACCUAUACCUAUACCUGUACCUUUAUACCUAUACCUGUUAUUAUUUAUACAGUUCAAUCUCGACGAAGAAGCUGGUAAAAGACAAAUUUAUCACCGCUAUUGUAUGGAACGAGCUGCUGCGCAUAUUGCACACGUUUUUACAACAGUAUCAGACAUUACAGGAAAAGAAUCCGAAUAUUUGCUAUCCCGGAAGCCAGACAUUAUUACACCAAACGGGUUAAACGUGAUCAAAUUUUCAGCAUUGCAUGAAUUUCAAAAUCUCCAUUCGACGUCCAAAGAGAAGAUUCACGAUUUUGUCCGUGGUCAUUUCCACGGGUAAUAUAUAUUCUAUAUCCUAUAUUAAUAUAAUACAUAUAUUAUAAUAUUAUAAGAAUCUAAUUGUUUCAAACUUUUCCGCUUAUACAACUUUUAAGUUUUAAACAGCUACACUUUUGUUUUUGACAGGCAUUACAACUUCGAUCUCGAGAAGACGUUGUAUUUCUUUACAGCUGGAAGAUACGAAUUUUCCAAUAAAGGAGCCGAUAUAUUUAUUGAAGCGCUGGCGCGUUUAAAUCAUUACUUGAAAGUAUGUAUCUGAGAAAUUAUACAAAUAAUGAUUUCUUUUAAUAUAACAAUGGUUUAAUAAUGUAUCAUGUGCUGCAUAGAAGUAGAUGUAUUGUAUCCUAGUUUUGAAUAAAGAAUGAAUUUUCAAUCUACGAGGUAUCAAGAAGUUUAAUCCCUCCUCGCAUUAUUCUUAUUAGCAAUGUAUCACACUAAUCAGUGCGAAAAAUAUACACAUUUUGGUCUUUUUAAUUGAACAAAUUAUCUAUAACCCGUCCCAUCUUCUAUUCCAUCUUAACCAUCUGAAGUCUUAAAAUUUGAUCGUAUUGAAAAAAAUGAAAAACAUUAUUAUUUUUUUAACUAAAUAAAGUUAUUUCUUAUUUCAAAACCAUAAUUCUAUUAUAUCUUUGUGUAAUGGCUUUUUAAAUGGAAUAAUUUUUCAGAGUGCAAAUUCAGAUAUGACUGUUGUGGCAUUCCUGAUAUUUCCAGCUCGCACUGACAACUUCAACGUGGAAAGUCUUCGUGGACACGCCGUUACAAAAAGUUUACGGGAUACCAUACUAGAAAUACAAACGAAAAUCGGCCGUAGGAUCUAUGAAAUAUGUUUAAGGUAAACAUGAUGUUUUUUUUUUUAUAUACAAUAUGUAUAAUGAAAUCGGUAAAAUGUACGCCGCCACCUUGUUAAAGCUGCACGAUACCCCGACUCUAAGAAGAUGCCUACCAUCGUUUACUUAAUCCAGUGGCUUUCAACUGAUCUGCCGCGAUUUUUUAAAAGUUUUUAUUUUUAAGUGACCGAUUACCUUGCAUUGUAAAUAUAGGUAUGAAAAUAAAUAAGGUUCAAUCAUAAUGCAUCUGCAAUAUUUGAAGUAAAAAAUUAAAUAAUGACCUAAAGAAAAAACAAUUAACAAAUAAGUUGUUUGUUGCCGAAACAUAUACCGUGAAGAAUUUUAUGAAGAGCCGUGUUGUCGUGUAUAAAAAAGGUUUAAAACUGAUUUAUACUAACUCUCGGUAUACCAUUUUCUCGAUUUUUGAAAUGUACACCGAGUUAUUCUGAACGGCUUAACUUAACUUAAAUCCGGAUUUCGAAUGAUCGUCAAAUCUAAUUUUUGUAUUAUUUAAAACCGCUUUAAAAGUUUGUGGGCUCGGGUACAUUAAAAAUAAAAAUAAUACAAAUAUUCCUAUACAAAUAUUUAUUAUUCAUUUUCUAAUUACUAGUACCAUAUAUUAUCUCUUUUACGUGUUUUUUAUUAUGAUGACCACGCAGGGGUCGAAUGCCAGUGGAAGAAGAAUUGCUGACUAAAGACGAUACUGUUCGGUUGAAAAGGUGUACGUAUGCUUUGCAAAGGAAUGAUCUGCCUCCUGUGACCACGCAUAACGUUGUCAACGACUGGAGCGAUCCGGUAUUGAACACCAUCAGAAGGUGUAAAUUGUUCAACACGACGUCUGACAAAGUGAAGGUGAGGGCGGAGGAGACCACUUAUAUUAUAACCAAAUAUGCCCACUCGAGAUUCAAAAUAAUGGGCGUAAUCAUUACUACCAUGUAUCUUCUCGGUUUAGAUUGUGUUUCAUCCAGAGUUCUUGUCAUCCACCAACCCGUUGUUUGGGUUGGACUAUGAGGAAUUCGUGCGUGGUUGCCAUCUAGGAGUGUUUCCUAGUUAUUAUGAACCGUGGGGAUACACCCCCGCCGAAUGCACAGUCAUGGGAAUCCCGUCAGUGACUACGAAUUUGUCAGGUAUUAUAAUAUACUUUUAUUUAUGUCAUAUCCAUAUAUUGUGGCACAAAAUAGCAAAGAGUACUAUUAGUGUAAUGGUAAGAAGUUUUUUUUUCUAUGAAACAAUUUGAAUGUAAAAUUGUAAACAACCACACAAGCACAGAAGAAUCAGGAUCUAUUUCUAAAGCCACUAAACGUUCUUGUACUUCAUCUGUAUAAUAAUAAUUUAAUGAUAAAUGUCUCACCCACACACUUUAUUUAAUCAAAAAGCAACUGCUUCAUAGGAUACCCAUUCACAUCACCCCUGGUAAUCUCUAUUUUAUUUUUCAUACAUUAUUGUUCUCAACAACAAAUCAUUUUAAGAAAUAGAUUAUUUAUUAAUUUGUCAAACCAAAAAAUUAUCUUAUCCCCUUCCUCCAACUGUAAACUAACCAAGACAUAAUAAAACACCCUUGCAUGUGUAACUAUGUAGUGCCUGUGCACUACAAAAAAAACAUCUAUUAAAAAUUAAUAGUUGACAACAUUUCGAAGCACAAGAUAAUGUGGAUUAAAAAUAUACAUUAUAUAUAUAUAUUUUUUCUUUGAAAAGUUGCAUUUAUUUUAGAGUAUUAAAACAGUUAUUAUUUCAAACAUUAUGUGUUAAUAGCAGUUUAUUUAAAAUAAUGAAAAAAACCUGGCAGUAUCUUGUGUCUUUUCGGAAUGUUGUUAUCUUUUAAUUGUAAUAUUGGUGAUUUCACUAGAAGAUCAAAAUUAAGUGAAAUCAAUUGAUCUCUAAACAGGAUAAUAAUCCUGUUUAUAUCAUUAUAAUAUUGUUCAGGUUUCGGUUGUUUUAUGGAGCAACGUAUUGCUGACCCGAUGAGUUAUGGGAUUUAUAUUGUGGACCGUCAAAACAUCAGCGUUGAGGAAUCUGUCAGGCAGUUGGCCCAGUACAUGUACGAUUUUGCGAGAAUGAGUCGUAGACAACGAGUUAUCCAGCGUAACCGUACUGAAAGAUUGAGUGACUUGUUGGAUUGGCGUAAUUUGGGCAUUGUAAGGUUAUCAUAGUUUAUUUUGACAUAAUAGCCCAAAUAUUUUUUGUCUUUUAGAAGUUAAACACUCACAACUCCCUCUCCUAUUUGCACCAAUGCAUUUUGUCAAAUCUAUAUACUAAUAGAAUUUACAUGUUUCAUGAUUUCCAGUAUUACAGGCAAGCCAGGUUAAAAGCGUUGUCGCAGGUGUUCCCGGAUAUGUUUGAUAAAGAAACGGAAAUGUUGUGCAUCACAGAAGCAUCGCGACGCCGAUAUAACUAUCCCCGUCCAUAUUCUGAACCACCAUCACCUACAAGCAGCCGACUCACUACACCAGGCGCUUCGCUGCAUGGAUCAGACGAUGAAGAUGUAGAUGAUGAGCGUGAGGUAAUUACAUCUAAUCAUAUUGAUAUUUUAUUUAAUUCAGUUUGUAUGGAAACGAAACAAAUAAAUCAUUAAGCCAUUGAGACAGUAAUUCAGUUAAAAAUAUUUGUAGACUUGAAAUGUAGACAGAAAGCUUUUUACCUAUUCUAGGCAUGGUAACAUUUUCAAAUCAUAUAAGCCAUUCAAUUUUUUGAAUGUACGUAUAUUGCCAAUUUAAGAAUGAUAGUAAAGUCAGACUAUAGAGAAAUUGAGCAGAUUAACUUAACUUAGUGUUGAAAUUCUGAUAUUAUUUUGAUAUUAUAUGUGUUAUGUUAGUCAAUAUUGUCAUUUUUAUAAUAUGUCUAUUGUAGUCUUUAAUGGUGGUACUUACUUGUGAUUGCAGUGGUUUAGCUUUUUUUCAUUAUUAUAUUCUUAAUGGGCUCUUUACCUGAAGUAAAAUUAAUUUUCAAAAAAGCGUUGUAAAUAUGUGUAUUUAAUAAAAUUAUUUUUCUGGUUUUUAUCAAAAAGUAUGAUUGUCAUUUGGCUCAGCCAAAAUGGUUAAAUAACAUUUCUAAUUUUCCACAUAAUAAUAUUAUUAUUAUUGUAUCUAAAGAAUUUUUAAUUGUUUACAGUAUUAAAGUUUGAACAUUUUAGAUAUUUUUCUAUUAUAUUUAAUUUUGUUUGGAGUCGCUUUACUCUAUUAAUAAUAUAUUAUUUUUUUCAGCUUGCAGAGCUCUCAGAACAUUUGAGCCAUUAAUUGUACAUAUGUUAUUGUUACAAUAAAUAUUAUAUUUAACACUUAGUGCUUCCAAAGUAUGUAUAUUUUUUGUUUCAAACUUGUUUCCCAUGUGAAAUGUUCUUAGUUAAUAACAGAA